Anolis sagrei ordinatus is the source of this 1046-nucleotide messenger RNA. The record is from RefSeq and is a predicted model, not a curated record. Lineage: Eukaryota; Metazoa; Chordata; Lepidosauria; Squamata; Anolidae.
GUCGCUCAUUUCCAUGCACCGCCCUUCCGGAAGUAAACGAUAUUGGAGAGGGGGAAGCAGUGAAAGAGGGGAGUGGUUGCUAUAGCGACGACAGGGGGAAGAAGAAGAAGAUGACGGUGCACAACUUAUACAUCUUUGACCGCAAUGGUGCGUGCUUACACUACAGUGAAUGGAACAGAAAGAAGCAAGCCGGGAUUUCCAAAGAAGAGGAGUACAAGCUGAUGUACGGCAUGCUCUUCUCCAUCCGCUCCUUCGUUAGCAAGAUGAGCCCUGUGGACAUGAAGGAUGGUUUCCUCUCCUUUCAGACCAGCAAGUACAAGUUGCACUAUUAUGAGACCCCCACAGGGCUAAAGGUGGUGAUGAACACAGACUUGGGAGUGGGCAACAUUCGAGAUGUGCUGCACCAGAUCUACAGCUAUAUCUAUGUGGAGUAUGUCGUCAAAAAUCCUCUGUGCAGCAUGAAUGAGACCAUCCAGAGCGAGCUCUUUCGGAACAAGCUGGACAGUUUCAUCCGUGGCCUGCCCUUCUUCUCCGCUCGGGCAGGCUAAGGUUCCCCAUUCUCAGAAGACUAUUUCCUGUGAUGUGCAUACAGAUUGCCAUGAGCCUGGCUCAUUCUGCAUUGGGGAAUGCUAUUGGGGCCCAAUACCAGAACUCUGAGCUUGGGACAGCCACAGUCUUCUUGUGGCCUCCUCACCUCCCUUCUUCAGACCCUUCCACUGGCCAUUCGUCUCUUGUGUUGCGGUCUCCUUCCCCUCCUCUGCUCUUAGAUAGAUAGGGCCUCGGGGUCUGCUCAUGUGCCCUGGACUACUUUCUCCCCCUUACCCACAGUCCUUUGCUGUCCUAGACCUGUUCUUUUCUAUUUAUAGAGGCCACUUGCUUCUUUGCCUCCUCUCCCUGCUCCCCCAGUUCCUAUUUAUAGUCUUCCCCUGCUUUUCCAGUUCAGUGCGCUUCCUCAGCCGCCUGGACAUGACAUCAAGCUCCCUGGGGACAUAAAGAGACAUUGCAGCAGCCUGCCUUUUCCAAAUACAUCUCUUCCAAAAGACAAA